Messenger RNA from Bombus terrestris (buff-tailed bumblebee), 2729 nucleotides. RefSeq names its product anosmin-1 (gene Kal1). Gene Ontology annotation, biological process: neuron differentiation. Gene Ontology annotation, cellular component: extracellular region; cell surface. Gene Ontology annotation, molecular function: protein binding; peptidase inhibitor activity. NCBI's taxonomy places the organism in Eukaryota, Metazoa, Arthropoda, Insecta, Hymenoptera, Apidae. The transcript is spliced from 8 exons. The record is from RefSeq and is a predicted model, not a curated record. Bases 207 to 1577 code for a protein of 456 amino acids.
GGCGUGGGUCGAAGUAGUAGGAGAAGUGCCAGAGAAGUGCAGGAGAGGAUCAGACCGCGCAAGAAAGUAAGCCCGAUCUCAGUUCGAACGGUUCACCGCGAUCGGCUCACUUCGUCUUUGGUUUUACCGGUUCGCUGCGCGCUACUCGAUCGCACACGAAGAUCCUUCCGGUACUUUGUUGACCGACCAACGACGUCUCCGUGGAUAUGCCGCUCCGCUUCCGGCGCUUCUGCCCGCUGCCUCUUCCAACGCACGGAAGUCCUUUGACACCCCUGAUGCACGUAGCUGGAUGCUCGAGUUACGCUGUAAAAUCAUGCGUUGACUUCGCGUUGCCAACUAUUUUGAAACAAUGGUGGCUUUGGUGGUUACUUUUACCAGGAUGUCUCGCAUCUUGGACCAAGUACAUCGAAGAGUACGACGCUAUCAGAGUUGCUAGAUGCGAUGUUCGUUGCGGUGGCAAUUAUCCUGAUGAAUGUAUGGAAAAUUGCUUGGCAUCCAAUUACACAAAACCUGGUCACUGUCCUGAUAAAGCAUCCAUGUCACCCUUUGAAGCUGUUUGUUUGAUAGCUUGCGUCGAUGACUCUCGUUGCCCAGAUUUAGCAAAAUGUUGCAGACAUGAUUGCGGUGUCACAUGCAUGCAUCCCGUCGGUUUAGACAAUGUAACUGAUUUACCCGUGAUACCCAGGAAUGUCCAAAUCAGGCAACAAAAGAACAACUUGGUUUUUUUGACUUGGUAUAAUUCUAAGGCACAGCGUAUCGAUGAAUCUACCGGAAUCAAAGGUGUGAGGUAUUUGGUGGAGGAACGACAUUUACUUGGACCAAGGUACCUGGAAUCUAGAUCAAGUCCAUGGAUUGUUCGUCACGUUUCAUCGAAGUCACACGCAACGAUUCGAGAACGAUUAAAGACAGGACACUGGUAUCAAUUUCGUGUAGCAGCCAUCAAUGCAAAUGGAUCCCGAGGAUACUCGGAGCCUUCCAAACCUUUUAAAACAAAAGACCCACGGAAUCCAAAAGAACCACAAAACUUGACUCUAUCCGAUGCGCGACUGGUAGAUGGAAAACUGCGUAUUACCCUAAGAUGGAGUAAACCAGCUUCAGACGUGCCGAUAACAUUUUACAAAGUGUUUUGGAGCCGCCUUGUUCACGGACCGACUAAUGAUUCCAUUCUCGUUUAUCAUAGAACAGUUCUGAAAGACAAAACGUGUUACGAACUGAAAAACUUGGAACUGAGGUGUCAGUACUUCCUUCAAGUGCAAGCUGUUGCACUGUACGGUGGCCGGCGAUUGUUGUCGCGAAAAGCCUCGAAAGUUUUCAAUAGCACCGAUUACAUGGCAUACGCCGAUUUGGGGAGGCGAUCUCGCAGAUGCGAGCGAUACCACGGCGAUCUUCAUCUACGGCGAAUGACUUGUCACUGCGGCGAGGUCAAGGUACGUUUGGUUUGGCCGAUGAACCACGAUGUAAAGGCGUACAACGUCUCCUGGAGAGAGGCAUCCUGCUCAGCUUCGCAGGAAAAACUCAUAUCCCGUCGGAAGAAAACCUGGUGGAAACUUGUUCAGGUAUAUGCACGGUCCUCCUGAUAUGUCUCCUGUGAAAUUUGUUCGUCUAUCCGCGUUGGGAGUUCAUCACCCAAUAAAUUCGAUAAGUAAUGCGUGCGGCAGGAAAUAAAAUUAACCUCAUUGACCGUUGACUAAACAGAACAUCAGAGAAAUAAGUGUGGUUUCCCAUUAAUGAGAUAUCAGGGUGGAAAACAGCACCGAAAAUUCUGAGAAAACUUGAACGAUGGUUCCGUACGUCCUAAAUUGACACUCAAUCGACCCUCAAAGGAAUGUCGCUGCUUUUAAAUUGGCGCUUUUACAUACGGCUGAUGAAGAAUUCAAAUGAAUUCUAAUGAGUAUAACGUAAGCUUCCGGUUAUUAAAGUUCCAUUACACUGUUUUUAUCAGUUUUUGCUGAUUGCUGUCGAGUCUCUUUUAUAAAUCGCAAACACAUAAUAGCGCCGACACAAUCACACUUUAAGCUUAUACGAUGACAUUUUUACUUAUUUACCAGACUUAAAAGUUUCAUUGGAUUAUCGUUCUUCAUCGACUACUUAAUUACUAUACAAUACUUGACGAAUAUUAUCUUCACGUUAUUAUACAAACUAUUCUUUUAUUCGAUUCGAUUUCACCCAGACUUGACUUAACGAAUAAAAUAGAUUUUCUCCCUUUUAUAAAAAGCUCGUGCACCUUAACUAUUUUUGACGUUUCCUGUUUUCUUCCUAUAUACGAUAAAUUUGUAAUUUAAAUUACGGUUAAAUCAGAUUCUAUAUUAUAACUUUUUAUAUUAAAUUUGUAUAUUGUAAAAAUAUAAUGUGAAAACCAAAUACGCUGCAGAAGAAAUGUACUUUCCUCUAAUGUGUUAAACGAAGCUUUGUUUUAGUUAGCAAGCAAUUCUCCUCUUACCUAUGAUAGUUGUAAAAAUUAUGUACAAGUUCUUCAUCGCAAAAAUGAUAUUUAGAACUGUCAGAAGUUGCGAUUACUCGAUGACACGAACGUGACAGCGAUGAGCCUACAACUGGUGUACACGACGUUAAUCUAGCUAGAUAGCCCCGAGAUUACACGAGGCCCUACUACCUAUAUGACAUUUACUUUCUGCAUUGUACUAAGCAUUGUGAUUGCUCCGUGUGCGCACGCUAAUUAACCCCUAUUUGUAUAAAAAAUAACUGGCAACCAAUUAAAAAUUUUACUAUAA